This is a messenger RNA of Yamadazyma tenuis ATCC 10573, 1543 nucleotides long. RefSeq names its product lipid-binding protein (gene LSP1). The record is from RefSeq and is a predicted model, not a curated record. Gene Ontology annotation, molecular function: lipid binding. Gene Ontology annotation, biological process: endocytosis; eisosome assembly. NCBI's taxonomy places the organism in Eukaryota, Fungi, Ascomycota, Pichiomycetes, Serinales, Debaryomycetaceae. Gene Ontology annotation, cellular component: plasma membrane; eisosome filament.
CCCACCUUUUUCUAAGUUCCUCUAUAAACCACCAGACAAAUCGUCGAUUGAUCAUUGUACAAUGCACAGAACUUACUCUUUAAGAUCCCAAAGGGCUCCAACCGCUGCUCAAUUGCAAAGCCCUCCACCUCCACCUUCGUCUACCAAGUCCAAGUUUUUUGGUAAGGGCUCUAUCUCCCACAGUUUCAGAAAGAGUGCUGCUGGUGCUUUGGGCCCCGAAUUGGCUAGAAAGUUGGCUCAAUUGAUCAAGAUGGAAAAGAACUUGAUGAGAUCCAUUGAAAUCACCGCCAGCGAAAGAAAGGAAGUUGCUAAGCAAUUGUCCUUGUGGGGUGAGGCCAACGACGACGAUAUCAGUGAUAUUACCGACAAAUUGGGAGUUUUGAUUUUUGAAAUCGGGGAAUUGGAAGACCAAUUCAUCGACAGAUACGAUCAAUACAGAAUCACCUUGAAGUCGGUCAGAGAUAUCGAAGGGUCAGUUCAACCAUCUAGAGAAAGAAAGCAAAAAAUCACCGACCAAAUCGCCUACUUGAAGUACAAGGACCCUCAAAGUCCAAAGAUCAAUGUGUUGGAACAAGAAUUGGUCAGAGCCGAAGCUGAAUCUUUGGUUGCUGAAGCCCAAUUAUCCAACAUUACCAGAGAAAAGUUGAAGACUGCUUUCAACUACCAAUUCGACUCCAUUAGAGAACACGCCGAAAAAAUCGCUUUGAUUGCUGGUUACGGUAAGGCCUUGUUGGAAUUAUUGGAUGAAAGUCCCGUGACUCCUGGUGAAACCAGACCUGCCUACGACGGUUACGAAGCCUCCAAGCAAAUCAUCAUUGAUGCUGAAAAUGCUUUAGCUUCGUGGACUUUCGACUCGGCCGUCGUCAGACCAACCUUGUCAUUGGCUGCUCACGACGAAGAGUACGAAGAUAUCGAUGAGUUGGCUGAAGACGCUGAAAACAUGAAGGUUGCCGAACAAGAGUUUUCUUCUUAGAGGUUGACUUAGUAUUGGUUUAACUGCUAAUCUAUAUUAUAUUGUUUUAUUGUCCUGAAAAAUGUUUAGUUCACCUUUGAAUUGUUUUAUUACUUUGUGAAUACACAGAUAAAGUAUUUUUUGAUGGUCAGGGGUUAUGGCAUCAGAUUCCUGAAACGGUAGGGAUGCCUCAAGUCUGAUGCUGGAGCGCUAGAAAUGAUUUUGUAAAAUCGUGUCCGAAGUCGAUUUUUGGGUCAUCAGUGCCUGCAAUUAGGUUGUGUAACGAACUGCGGUUAAGCGUGGGUAAGUAACAACAUCACGUAUCUGCACCCCUCCACUUAACAUUGACAGGGCCUUGUGGUCCUUGUUCAUGGGUUGGGGCCGUGGAUAGAAAUAUGCAAGCUGUUAGCAGCCAUUUCAGGUGGCACAUUUGUGGUUUGUUUAUUUACAAUUUCACCCAGUGCGCACUACACCAACACAAAACAAUAUAAACUUGAUUUGCUCUAAAAUAUUUUUCACCUCAAUAGGCUAACGAUAACUAGAUUGGGACGCUUAAGCACACUGGCCUCUUGCAUACACGUUUGUUCGUUU